Molecule: messenger RNA, 945 nt
Organism: Seminavis robusta
Lineage: Eukaryota; Bacillariophyta; Bacillariophyceae; Naviculales; Naviculaceae
Source: the annotation of a GenBank genome assembly
AUGGUGAAGUCUUUGGCGUCGACGGCGGUGCCAAUGCUGGAGACGGAGCAAUCCGCUUUGUCACCUUUACGCCCUCCGAGACCGCAGGCUUGGACGGAACGUCCCCUUCCUCUACCGACGACGGAGCUUCCGACACACCCGUUUCUCUCAACAAGAACAACAACAACAAAAGAUCAUGUCGCCAAUGACGAAGAUGCGACCAGCGGCCUGAAGGAUCCAAAGGAGAAACAGUGUGAUAUUCAACCUAUCGAAGUUUGCAUAUCGGCGUUUGAUUCCAUUGGCGCCAGCGAAGUUCGCUGGGGAGGCAUCGCAGCUUGCGCAAAGGCAGUGACCCAAGGGUGCGCAUAUGCCAGCACCAAAUGUGAAACCCUUGCUACUGAGAACCAGAGUCUUCGGGCGGCGAUGGAAAACACCUUGGAGUCGGCGCAGUGCCAAACCUGCCAGGAUGAGUCGCCCGAGUGCAAUGCAAAAUUGGUGGAUGAAGGACAUGUUACCAAUUUGCUACGAGUCGAAUUGGAGCAGCAAAAGCUUACAGAUGCAUUCAACGCUAUUGAUUUGUUGAUCAAUCUUGCUGCUGAGAAAUUGUCUGAAGGAAUAGAAAAAGUGGUGGACCACUUCCAAACCUCACUAAAUCAGAAAGGCAGACUCCUCGAGAACUUGACAAAUGCAUUCAACAACGCCACUGCAGAUGUUCCACCAGAAGACGGAGGAGUCUUCCUAUUGGCAGAAGAUGCUGACUUGACCGCUCAUUUGAAUGCCAACAUUGACGGCGCCAUCGAGAUUAUCCGUGAACUUGAAAAGAUGUGUGUUAUAGACGAUAGCUACUGCAUUGGACGGUUAAAUUACUACACACGCAAAGACCUUAGCUUGAUUUCUGAACAAGCGUGCUUGGAUGACCUCCGAGAAGGCCGGUUUGGGCCCAGCAAGCGGACGUGUCCAAUGUGA